Oryza brachyantha (malo sina) is the source of this 2272-nucleotide messenger RNA. RefSeq names its product probable methyltransferase At1g29790. Lineage: Eukaryota; Viridiplantae; Streptophyta; Magnoliopsida; Poales; Poaceae. The transcript is spliced from 2 exons. Gene Ontology annotation, molecular function: S-adenosylmethionine-dependent methyltransferase activity. The coding region runs from base 65 to 1255 and encodes 396 amino acids. The record is from RefSeq and is a predicted model, not a curated record.
UCCCCGGUCCCAAUCCCCCCUCGUCCUCCCUUCACUCGGCAGCUCGCCGCCUCUUCCCUCCCUCAUGGUGGGUUCGCAUCUCGAUCGGGGGCCGGCGAUGAGGAAGACGACGGGCGUGGCCUCCAGCUCCAACAACGGCAGCCCGUGCGGCCUCAGCCUCAAUGUGGCCUUCCUGCUCUCCAUGGUGGCCACCAACCUGCUCUCCCUCUACCACCUCUCCACCCGUGCGUCGACCGCUCCGCCGCUCCUCCUGCCGCAGCAGCAGGACGACCAGCUCCUCCGUCAGCUCACCGCCAUCCGCGCCACCGUCUCCCAUCUCAACCACCUCCGCUCCUCCACGCCCCCGCCUCCCCCGCCGCCCCCCGAGCUCCUCCUCUACUCCCGCCUCGGCCCCCUUGCCUCCGCCUGCUCCGCCCACCCCGACCUCCUCCACUCAUUCAUGUCCUACACGCCGUUUGCCCCCUGCCCUGACGACACGCUCUCCCUCGCCGAGCCCCUCCUCCUCCGCGGCUGCCAUCCGCUUCCCAGGCGCAGGUGCUUCUCCCUCACGCCGCCUGCUUCUUCUGAGCAGCUGCCCAUCGACCCCUUCUCCCCGCUCCCGGACUCAGCCGUCCGCUGGCCGCCGGGGGCCAAAUGCAGUUCCUUCUCCUGCAUGCCGCCGUCUCUGGGUUUCGACAUGGCGCACAGGGAGGCCGCGCGGUUCCUGCGGGCGGAGGGGCCCCUCGACCUGACGGUGGCGCAGCUUCUGCGGCUGGCGUCGCUGAGCCGCGCGGGGCCGAUCCGGCUCGGUCUGGACGUUGGCGGCGGGACGGGGACUCUGGCGGCCCGGCUGAAGCGGGCAGCGAACGCGACGGUGCUGACGACAACCAUGGACCUCGGGGCGCCCUACUCGGAGGCAGCGGCGGCGCGCGGGGUGGUGCCGGUGCACGCGCCACUGCAGCAGCGGUUCCCGGUGGGGGACGCGACGAUGGACUUGGUGCGGACGGGGCAUGCCGUGAACCGGUGGAUCCCGGAGGCGGCACUGGAGUUCCUGUGGUAUGACGCGGACCGGGUGCUGCGCCCCCGUGGGCUUCUCUGGGUGGAUCACUUCUGGUGCCGGCGGGCCGACCUCGCCGCCGUGUACGCACCCAUGCUGCGGCGCCUUGGCUACAAGACCGUCAAGUGGGCCGUCGGCGACAAGAGUACACCGGCGGCGGCAGCAGCCGGAGGCAAGCAUGAUGAGGUGUACCUCACCGCGCUGCUGCAGAAGCCCUGAUUGUAUCCUGAAUCGAUCGAUUGGUUGAUGUUCGAAUGGAAUGCACGCUUUGCUUCACUUGCUGCUCAUUGUGUUCUAUACUUCUACUAUUAUUACUCCCUUAUAUGUCUUUCCAAAAAAAAAGAAAACUACUCCCUUGUCUGAGUGCAUCCAGGCCAUUUUCCAAGUACCAAGCAGCAUCCAGGGAUGCUUCAGAGAUCUUCAGAGGUCAAUAGGCGAGGAGCUAUUUUCAGCAGCUACUACUAUUUCACGAUCGGCAUUCAGAGAAGAAAUCAACAACCUGCACAUAUCAAAAUCAAGUGCUUACCAUGAGGUGGGGGCUUGAUGCGGUGGCUAUGGCGGCAGAGAUGGGGAAGCACUCACAACAGACGUCGGCGUAGUCAUGGCAGUGGAAGCGGGUGUCGCCGGAGUCGCAGCAAUGGCUACGAACGUCGUCGCCGGUGGAAGCGGUCCCGGCACAGGGGGCGAAGUAGGCAGCGUCGACGAUAUUGUUGGGGAUGUGGCAGCGGCGGAUAUCACGGGCGGCGCUACUGGGAGCGACGACGCAUGAGAUGAAGGAGGAGGUGGCAAGGGCGCCGAUGCACACAGGGUUGUCGUCUUCAUCCCCAGGCAUCUUCCCACACGUCCUUUCCCUCCUUUUCCGGAAGUGCUCCGCCUAGAGCUCUCAGGGGGCACUCGAUCCAUGGAGCUAGAUCUGUGGCGGAGGGCGAGAUAGAUUGGGAGGAGGUGAGCAUGGGCGGGAAGAAAUUGGGAGGUGGUGGGAAGAUUGCGGUGGAGCGCGCGCUCUGGAAUGAGGCGGGCGGCCGCACGGGAUCACCCGAUGAAACUUUCCUCAACUCAACACAAGUUUCACGAUGUUUCCAAGCUCUUGAUUAUAGUGCGCAAACGUUUCGUGGGGAUGAAACGUUCUUCUUCUCUCUCCUCUUCAAAUCAUGCAAAUAUUCUUUUUUUUUCUGACGUAUCACUCUAAUUUUGUGCAUGACACUUCUAUGAUAUCCCAUUAACACUGGCCUUAGA